CUACAAAAGCCGUUGAACACGAUUAAUCCCGAAAGCUUUCCGUGCGCACCUGUCACUUGAGGUGAGUUCACCAGUACGCCACGCGCAGCUCAGCUUCUGGACAAGCCGAUGAUUCAGAUGACUGUACACCUCCAGCCAAGCAUCAUCGCGGAGUUAGUACACUUACUUACAACGAAGCGGAGCAUCUUCUGUUCAGAUCUGUGACUCGGUGCUGCUGAGUAACUACAAGUCUGGUCUUGAUAUUUUCAGCGACAGCAUCUACACUAGCCGAUCCUCAACGAGACACAGUAGAGGAGUUCUUGGCUCCGCGCGCUGUUCGCGUUCAUUGACAAGAAAAUCGGACUCAGUUUGAGAGCACAACAGUGGAAGACCUUGAUAUUGUCACUUUUUUGGUAUCUUUAGACACAUCAUUUAUUUCCAGUCAGUAGUCACGGACAAGCGUGAGAACGUGCCAGUUUACGGUACUCACUUGUUUCAAGGCUAAUAUUUUGAAACAUCAUAAAUAUGAAGGCGAAAGAUAGGGACCAAAGCUUGUCAGAUUCCAGAGAACUAGAUGGUUCCUAUGAUCCGCUCACAGGUAACGCUCCCUCCAGCCAAACCAAAAAAACCAUAAAACAGAGAUUCCUCAAACUGCUGCCCUGCUGUCGGCCUACCGCCGCCCCCUCAAUCGCAGAAAACAGCAUUGAGGAUGACUUUGAGCUGUCCACCGUGUGCCACCGACCCGAGGGCCUGGACAAACUGCAGGAGCAGUCCAAGUUCACUAAAAAGGAGCUUCAAGUGCUUUACAGAGGCUUCAAAAAUGAGUGCCCCAGUGGUGUGGUCAAUGAAGAAACCUUUAAACUCAUCUACUCCCAGUUCUUUCCCCAGGGAGAUUCAAGUACAUACGCACACUUCCUGUUUGAAGCAUUUGACACAAAUAAGAAUGGAUCAGUUAGUUUUGAGGACUUUGUCGCUGGCCUUAACAUUAUCCUCAGAGGGUCGAUCAACGACCGACUAAACUGGGCCUUCAACCUCUAUGAUCUCAAUAAGGACGGCUGUAUCACCAAAGAGGAGAUGCUGGACAUUAUGAAAUCAAUCUAUGACAUGAUGGGAAAUUACACCUACCCCUGCAUGCAGGAUGACGCCCCGAGGGAACACGUGGAGAACUUCUUUCAGAAAAUGGACCGAAAUAAAGAUGGUGUGGUCACUAUCGAUGAGUUCAUUGAGUCAUGUCAAAAGGAUGAGAACAUCAUGCAGUCCAUGCAGCUUUUUGAAAAUGUCAUCUAAGAGGACCCCACGGAUGGAGGCGACUUUGUGGCCUUGCUGUCUGGACUCCAUGUUGGCCCAAGGACCCUCACAGUUGGCCUCCUUAUACUCCAAUGUCAUUCCUUUCUUUCCUCAGACACUUGAAAAAAAAAAAGUGGGGUUGGCUUAUAGACACACACAUUUGUUAUUUUUAAUAUUCCUUCAUUAUGUUCCGAGGAAGCUCUUGUGUUGGCUCAUUCGAAUGACAGUCGCUGUCUGAGGGAGGGGAGAUGGGAGCGUGAACAACACAGGAAGAUGCGGGCGCAUGGAACCACCAGAAAAUGACUGGAAACGUGUCGACAGGGCAUCGUGGUGACGACGGCAACCCUCCCCCUCCCUCCAAUAAUGAACUGAUUUUAUUACCGCAUGAUGUCAUGACUAGUCCACACUUACCUAUUUACCAAGAUACUCCAAAGCCUGUCUGUUGCUCUAUGUCUGUCCACACAGGUGCCUCGCUCCCCGUUAGCGUCUGCUGUCGUCGUUGUGUGUGUAAGGUUGUGUAAGGCUCUACUGCCAUCACUCAGAAACCCAGGCUACCUGACCACCCCUCACUCACUCACCACAAGUAAACAUAGGCUAACCAGGCUAACAGGCUAACCAGUCCGCAACGGCUAGCAGGGCUUGUACAUUCCAGAGGAGUCCUCCUCAGUAGAGAAAAAGAAAAUCCUGUUUGGGCCUUGAAGUCUUUAGCUAUUGCCAUAUACUGACUGUUUCUCUGUGCCGUCACAGAUGACUCCCAGUAAUAAACUCAACACAUGGCUAAUUGCAUUGUGGACGAAUGACUCACCAUUGCCAAUCAACCUUCUUAGCCAAUUGUAUCGUACCUAUGGAAGUGAACAUGUGAAAGUAUAGUGUUCUCACUCGACCGUGUAAUAGUCAACUGUACCACACAGUAGAUGAUGUCAUGGACACUGAGACUGGUGGGAACUGGUUUGAAAUGCUGUGAGAGAAUGGCUUCCUUCCCUCUGGCUGAGGCCUGUGUUGAAGGUUAGUAUGUUGCUACACAUUGUCAAAAAGAACAGCCAUCUUUUCGCCAAGCUUAUCGUCCCAUCAAACACCAAAGAGAAUUGCUCUAGUCAGUUUCCCAUCCCUUCCCUAACAUGCUGCCAUCACUGUCACAAUAUAUUCGGUGAUGGAAUUAAGACCUGGCAGGGGAAAAUAAAAGAUGUCAGAUAAGCAGGAGGAAAGCUGGAUCAAUUGAUUGCUUUUCCCACUCAGCAGCACAAGGGGAAGGUACUAGGCACUAUUUCUCUUUCCAGUUGAGGAGAGCUUACUACUGACACCUGACAGACUGAGCAUAAAGAUAACCACUGUUGUAAGCAACUUAUUUUACAAAGACUACCAUAGAAGUACACCUCCAAGGGGGCGGGGGGGGGAGGGGUUGCUGUAGUAGUUAUUGUUUCUACAUUCUAUGGUACAUUACUUUUAAAGAAUUCAGGUUUCAAAUGAAGGUUAGAUGGAACAUCACCACUAACAAACUUGGGCCAUCCAAUGAAUCUGUUAUGGUUUAUGAGUGUAACGUAUGUGUUUCUUCAUAGUAUUUAUUUCCCAACCAGUUAAAAGGGACGGGUAGAAGAUAGAUGGCCUAGUUUAACACAAGCAAUAAUGUCCCUUCAUCAACUGCGACCUGAAGUAUUUACGGUGUUAUCCACUGCGAAGAGAUCUCCAAGAACCGAUGGUUAGUUGAGGGGACUGAGACGGAGUGUGUAAUGUCUAUCCCUAUUAUUGAGUAUUCAUUUGUGGUCAACAGGAUGCAAAGCUUUGGAGACGCACAUACUCUGGAUCGUCGUGGUUGUGUUCGUGUCCCAAGCCUUCCAAUAUCUCCUCUGUGUAAUUCUUGACCCCUAAACCUAUGAAGUGAUUAUUGGCACCCGGGUUUAACGUUUGUAUGAUUCUCUUGCAAGUGUCGUGAGGCUGCCGCCUGGCUUCGCUGUGUAGAGGCUCACUGUAACUGAUUUGAUAUCUUUUGGCACGGUCCAAUAAUUUUUUUUUAACACGUGGAUAAUUGAAAAGAAUUCCCGAUGUAUUAUGUAUAACCACUCGACUCAAUGCCAAACACAUACACAUAUAGACACACUUGCAAUGAAGGUCACCACGAAUACGUCAAAGAAAAAACACAUUAAUACUGCAGUGCCUUGAGUGCUGUGUUGAAAUGAUUUGGUCACACCCUCUUCAGUGUUAAAUUAACUUUCUACUCCUUUCAAAUAUUUUAUUCUCGAUGUGGCAUGGAUGGAUAUCGAUAUUUGGUCCUGAUUGCUGGUAGCAGAACUCCACUCCUACCCACCAGUGGUCCCAGUCCGUACUCGCAUGUACUGUCUAGAGUAAUGAAACUUAAUAACCUGGUGUACUAACUGUGUCUAGUUAGCUGGCCUCAACUGGUUGCAUUACAUUAAAACAUGUAUAUUUUGUAUAGACAAUAAAAAUUCACACUUGCUAUGCAUAGCUAUGUUA
Clupea harengus (Atlantic herring) is the source of this 3735-nucleotide messenger RNA. RefSeq names its product A-type potassium channel modulatory protein KCNIP2. Gene Ontology annotation, biological process: regulation of potassium ion transmembrane transport. Gene Ontology annotation, molecular function: calcium ion binding; potassium channel regulator activity. The record is from RefSeq and is a predicted model, not a curated record. Lineage: Eukaryota; Metazoa; Chordata; Actinopteri; Clupeiformes; Clupeidae. Gene Ontology annotation, cellular component: voltage-gated potassium channel complex.